UACAGUGGACAAAAAUAAACAUGGAUAAAGUCUUCCUCACAGAUGCUAAAGCAAACUCUGUAUUAAAAAGAUAUCCACGGGCAAAUGUAUUUUUGGAAGAACUUAAGCAAGGAAACAUUGAACGUGAAUGCGUGGAAGAACGCUGUGACUAUGAAGAGGCAAGAGAAGCUUUCGAAAAUGAUGAGAAAACUAGGGAAUUCUGGAAAAGUUAUACAAGAGGAAUCCAUGGAGAAAUUAACACUGGGUAUAACUGGUAUCCAUUUUACCUUGUUUUUCCAUUAAUCAUUGGCCUUCUCAUUAUUCUCAUCAUCAUCUUUGUCACAUGGAGAUGCCUCCUCAAAAAGAAAAUGCGGAGACGAUCCAUGUAUGCACAUGGCAGUACCAGGGAAGCCACAGGUGACAGAACUGUUACUGAUGGGAGAAGUCCUCUUCCUCUGCCACUCAGCAUUCUUCAUUCCCCUCAGGAAGACAUGUUUGAAGGCAAUGGACAUUCUCCAGGAUAUCUGAGCUACGCAGAUGGACGUUCAGAUUCUGUGUCAACGAGGCUGUCAAAUUGUGACCCACCUCCAUCAUAUGAAGAAGUUGCUGGUGAAAAUGGAAUGAGAAGAAAUGAAACUACAAAUCAAAUGGAUCCACCCCCACAGUAUGAGGACAUAGUGAAUGCUAGUUUGGUUAAUGGCACUUCAGUACCUUCUGUUGCCACUGGUAUCAAAUGAAAUAGGAAAAACACGAGUAACUCCUUUAUUAAAGAGGGGGGAAAUCCUAUUUUUCCCAGCACUUUAUUUCAGCUUAAUGUUUGAAAGUCUACUAAUUUUUUACCACUUCCUCCUCUACUCCAAUAUUGGUUUGUUCUGUGGCACUUCCAUCCCAACAGGAUUUGCAGGGAGGGAGACAAAGCAAUAAUUGGCAUACUUCCCAAGAUGCCAGUUCCAUUGGCUGCUGUUGCUUUACAUUAUUGAUUAAAGUGCUUUUAUUACAAGCAUAAAGGAUUUCUAAUGGCAAAGUUAGAAAAAGGGAUUUACAUACCCUCAAAAGAUGCUUUUUAUAAUCUGAAUUGUUCAGAUGCCAUCGCUCAUUGCAAGUUGCACUAGGGGCUUUAUGUUGAAAUGCUUCAAAGUCUACAAGUACAGAAAUGAGCACAUUUAUGGCCUAAAUGUGAAUCUUGCCACAGUAUACCAAAGAGAGCCAGUUGCCAUAAGUGCUGUUAAAAAUCUUUGAAAUAAAAUACUCCCUGUUCUGGUGAGAAAUGCAGUAUUUUGAUACCCAUGCUUUGAAAGGGGAAGAAGUAUGAAAUGCAUAUUUGGAUUUUAGAAUGUGGAAUCAAAUAUUGAUUGACUGAAAUUCUCAGUAAAUAUUAUUAUUGAUGUCAGUGGAGUUAGAAUUCUACCCAUCCAGCAGAAUAACAAUGAUAAGAACUAUGUUUUGAGAGAGGGGAGAGAACCAUAUGUGAUGAGACCAGGCCUGGACAAUGGCUUCUCUGUGUUAUUUUUUGUUAAAAACGAGUGAUUAUACAACUAUCAGAUGGUUUGCAGGGUGACUUUGUCCUCCUCUUGCCCACAAAUCAAUCACCAUCGUUCCUACUUGUUUCCUCUCUGUGCCACCUAAUGAGUGAUAUAUAGAACUAUACCUUAUCUGCAUUUGGCUGCAUCUCAGUGACCAGCACUUUUUGUAUUAAUUUCGUGUGUUACAGUUUAUGAAAUGGCCUACUGUCCUCUGGUAUAACAUUCAGUUCUUUUUGAGGGGGUGGGUUUUGCUUCAGCAAGUGUUUUUUACAGCAGGCUAUUCUGUGUUUGUGCAUGCCAGGUUUUAAAAGCAGAUCUGUGAAAGAACUUUAGAAGUAAAUUUAUUUCUAACAAUUUUUAUUGUUACCACAGCACAAAUGGUUUGGGAGACAGGUUUGCUUCCAAGGUGAUGCCAGAGUACUGAAAAGUGUUGCCUGUCUCUUUACUUUUAUGCUUGAUUUAAAUGUGACACUAGGAGGCAAUAAGAACUUAUUUGAUGCAUAUGUCCAGCGACAUGAUCUUUGGGAGUCUAGAGGAAGGGAGAUACCAAAACAGUGCAUGAAGGAAGAAGAGGUAGAAAUUCCCUCUUUUCUUGCUAGUACUUACUUUUUCCCCUCUGUUCCUUGAGCUGUUUGGCUGCCAGAUUAGACUAAUUACCAAAGAGGAGUUUGCCAGUGUUUCCCAGACUUCUGACAGCUAAGACAUAGCAUCCCCCCAUAACAUUAGAGACACACCUAGAGCAAUGAGUCACAUAGAGAGACAGCUGGUAAUUAUCAUGUAUUUCUGCUCAUAGUGUGGUUAGAUUAUUCAUUCACUCUGAUACAGCGGCACAGCAGAAUUACCUGCCCUCAGUAAAGGCUAACUGGAAAAAGUCAUGUUCAGAAUUUUGUUUUAUUUUCUCACUGCCUAUUAAUGGUUUUUCAAGUUAUUUUCAUUUGUCUCGGCACACUUUUGAUGG
This is a messenger RNA of Gekko japonicus, 2460 nucleotides long. RefSeq names its product proline rich Gla (G-carboxyglutamic acid) 1 (gene PRRG1). The coding region runs from base 21 to 716 and encodes 231 amino acids. Gene Ontology annotation, cellular component: extracellular region. The transcript is spliced from 3 exons. Gene Ontology annotation, molecular function: calcium ion binding. The record is from RefSeq and is a predicted model, not a curated record. NCBI's taxonomy places the organism in Eukaryota, Metazoa, Chordata, Lepidosauria, Squamata, Gekkonidae.